CAGGAAGUUCUUUUAUUUCAGUUUGUGGUCUACAUUCCUAUAUUCAUCGGUGGAUUAGUGUUAAAUCAAUGGCUUUGGUAGCAUUGUGCUGGAAAUUAAAAAGAGCAGAAACAGUCAUUUACAUGACAAACUUGGCCACGUCUGACAUUCUUCUGCUUUUUUCUUUGCCCUUCAAAAUAUACAGCUACAAACAUUCAUUGCCCAAUGUCCUGUGUAAAGUUUUGAAAUCUGUUUACUUUGGAAAUGUGUAUGUGAGCACAUUUAUGAUCACUUGCAUAUGUGCAGAUAGAUACAUUGCAAUACUUUACCCCUUUAAGGCACGAAUGCUGAGAUCGCCAAAGAAAGCAAGUAUCAUAUGUGCUGCAGUCUGGAUAUUUUCAAGUUUGUUUAUCCUCCUUAAUGUAUUUGGAUCGGGGAUUGAAGAACAGCCAAAAACAAAUUCAACAGUUUGCUUUCAAGGCCCACGUUGGCUAGAUCAUAUGUCUGCGUUUUUUGUUAUUCAUCUUAUGUGUUUUAUUGUCCAAUUUUCUAUUGUAACAUUUUGCUCAGUUAAAGUUAUCCACAGUCUUUGGAAAAGAAACAAAUGUGCUAACAGCGUAUUUACCAAAGUGAGAACGAUACGAAUUCUAGCUGCAAAUGCUAUUACAUUUGCUGUUUGCUUUACACCUAUACAAAUUGGGAUUUGUAUUGAAGUCGUAAUGAAGUAUAUGUCAGUAGAUUGCACUAUUCUAAAACACAUCCGUUCUUUCAAUGAAGUAACAAUUUGCAUAGCAAACAUAAAUUGUUGUCUCGAUGGAUUCAUCUUUUAUUUCAUAACAGCUGAGAUCCGCGAAAGUAUUCCUGAAGGCACACAGGAAAGGGAAAAUUAUUGUAAAACAACACCAACAGUUACCUGUGAAAAUAUGAUAUUAGAGGAACCUCACUCUGAGACACUUUAAUGGGAUAUCAGAUUUGCACGGUGUGGAUCACUGUUGAUACCAGGUUUCCUGGUGUAAAGAUUUAUGAAGAAUUUGAUCAAAAUUGCAUUGUUAUUGAAGAGAAGUUUGAGGACUCGUGAGAGCAGUAUGUUGGGUUAUGCAUAAGAGCAUUGAGUAUUGUUAGCAUAAGGUGUGCAA
This is a messenger RNA of Callorhinchus milii (elephant shark), 1115 nucleotides long. RefSeq names its product lysophosphatidic acid receptor 6-like. Gene Ontology annotation, molecular function: G protein-coupled receptor activity. The transcript has a single exon. Gene Ontology annotation, cellular component: membrane. Bases 69 to 938 code for a protein of 289 amino acids. The record is from RefSeq and is a predicted model, not a curated record. NCBI's taxonomy places the organism in Eukaryota, Metazoa, Chordata, Chondrichthyes, Chimaeriformes, Callorhinchidae. Gene Ontology annotation, biological process: phospholipase C-activating G protein-coupled receptor signaling pathway; positive regulation of Rho protein signal transduction.